Molecule: messenger RNA, 729 nt
Organism: Tremella mesenterica DSM 1558
Lineage: Eukaryota; Fungi; Basidiomycota; Tremellomycetes; Tremellales; Tremellaceae
Exons: 6
Coding region: 1-729 (242 amino acids)
Biological process (GO): late endosome to vacuole transport; protein transport; endosome transport via multivesicular body sorting pathway
Cellular component (GO): multivesicular body; ESCRT III complex
Source: RefSeq, a predicted model, not a curated record
AUGAACAUUCUUGACACUCUCUUCGGUCGAAGUCUCACCCCAGCAGAAAGAUUACGACAACAUCAAAGAUCUCUACAGAAAGCACAGAGAGAGUUGGAAAGGGAGAAGGGGAAACUGGAAGCGCAGGAGAAGAGAACGAUGGGGGAUAUAAAGAGGAAUGCAAAGGCUGGUAAUAUGAACGCAUGUAAGAUCCUCGCCAAAGAUCUCGUCAGAACACGUCGAUAUAUACAAAAAUUUACUCAGAUGAGGGUUCAAUUACAAGCUGUCUCUCUGAGGAUGCAGACGUUGAGAAGUAAUGAGCAGAUGGCUCAGGCUAUGAAGGGGGCCACGAGGGCAAUGGGACAAAUGAACCGAUCUCUCAAUCUCCCCCAAAUCCAACGUAUCAUGAACGAAUUCGAGCGGGAAUCGUCCACAAUGGAUAUGAAAGAAGAGAUGAUGUCUGACGCGGUGGAUGACGCUAUGGAGGAUGAAGAUGAGGAAGGGGAAGAAGUGGAGAGUGAUAAGAUCUUGAAGGAGGUGUUGGAUGAGAUUGGGAUGAGUAUGAAUGAUGCGCUCGUGUCCGCUCCCACUGCCAACCCGACGAUGGGCGACCCCACUCCAGCCUCUCGAAUCGCGGUCGCCGAAGGUCUGACACCAUCACCUGCGGACGCUACCAGAUCUACCGGACCGCCGAUGAAUCCCGAAGAAGCCGAUUUACAAAGACGUUUAGAUGCGCUUCGACGGGAUUGA